UCUUCUUCACCGACCCAGUGGACGAGUACCUGAUGCAAUACUUGAUGGACUACGAGGACAAGAAGUUCCAGAACGUGUCCAAGGAGGGCCUGAAGCUGGGCAAGGACUCGAAGCUCAAGGACCUCAAGGAGUCAUUCAAGGAGCUGACUGACUGGUGGAAGAAGGCCCUGGAGAGCGAGAACGUGGACUCGGUGAAGAUCAGCAACCGGCUGCACAACACACCCUGCGUUGUUGACACCUCCAAGUACGGGUGGAGCGCCAACAUGGAGAAGAUCAUGCAAGCGCAGACCCUCUCGGACUCGAGCAAGCAGGCGUACAUGCGUGGCAAGAGGGUGCUGGAGAUCAACCCCAGGCACCCCAUCAUCAAGGAGCUCCGCGACAAGGUCGCCCAGGACAGCGAGAGCGAGGGCUUGAAGCAGACGGCGAGGCUGGUGUACCAGACCGCCCUGAUGGAGAGUGGGUUCAACCUCCCUGACCCCAAGGAGUUCGCAUCUAGCAUCUACAAGUCGGUGCAGAAGAGCUUGGACCUGAGCCCUUAUGCGACAGUUGAGGAGGAAGACGAGGCUGAGGAGCAGCCCGAGGUGGAAGAGAAGGAGUCGGCCAAGGAGUCGGAGCUGUCGUACGACAAGGACGAGCUAUAGGGUGUUCGGAAAUGU
Molecule: messenger RNA, 656 nt
Organism: Panicum virgatum (switchgrass)
Lineage: Eukaryota; Viridiplantae; Streptophyta; Magnoliopsida; Poales; Poaceae
Product: endoplasmin homolog
Exons: 2
Coding region: 33-641 (202 amino acids)
Biological process (GO): protein folding
Molecular function (GO): ATP hydrolysis activity; ATP-dependent protein folding chaperone; ATP binding
Source: RefSeq, a predicted model, not a curated record